Messenger RNA from Patella vulgata (common limpet), 4995 nucleotides. Its product is annotated as muscle M-line assembly protein unc-89. NCBI's taxonomy places the organism in Eukaryota, Metazoa, Mollusca, Gastropoda, Patellidae. The record is from RefSeq and is a predicted model, not a curated record. The coding region runs from base 70 to 3558 and encodes 1162 amino acids. The transcript has 17 exons.
AUCUACCACACGUGUUUUGGGCUAAAUUUAUAAUUUCAUCACAGAACCCCAAGGAGAAGUCAAUUAAAAAUGCAAAUGGACAAAAAAUCAAAAAAGUUUUUAAAAGCCCUUGCUCGAAAAUUGACCGAAGAUGAUAGACCUAUUAAAAGUAAAACUCUAAAGAAAAAGUUUUCUAAAGCUGUUACAGGUUUACCAGAACGUACAUUACAGAAAGUUCUACUAGACAAUUUUACAGACUGUUUAGAAUUCUUGAAAAUAAGAAUAAAGAAACUGCAAGAUAAGUCAGAAGUGGUUUUGUCUAUUAAAAAAAAUGACACAAAAGAUGAGGUACAAGAAGAGGAAGAUGAAGAAGAAACAGUUGAUAAUAAAUAUAAUAUAACCAAUAAAGAGCAUGAAUUUCCUUAUAAUUUUUAUUUAACUGAUAGAUCAAAUGUAUUGACAAAUCCGGACAGUAAAGAUAAUACAGUUGAAAACAAUUUUUUCCUUUUAAAAAUUCAACAGGAAGACAAUCAGAAUGCUGUUAUUAAACUAGUCAAAGAAUUUCAGCGUAUAACACAGGAGAAAAGUAUUAUGACAGCAUUAGAUCGACUGUUAGUUCUUUCUAGUGGAAUUAAAGAUAUAAAACUUGUAAAAAAACUUUUAUCUGUCUAUCUUAGAAAAAUGCAGCCAUUAACUGAAAAAUAUUUGGAAGAAGAAAAUACAAACAAAAUUUCUAUAGUUUAUGAAAAUCUACACAAGCUUCUGUACGUGUCUCAUAUGAGAUAUCACUCUAUCAAGUCAGCAGUAAAAGAAGAGAAGCCAUAUUACAAAGAUUUAGUAGCAUCAUUAUUAUCAGUUUACCUAGAUUUGUCUGUAUUCCUCUUUAGAAAUGAAGAAGUAAAGAUAAAACUGUCCAGAUUAUUAUAUGGAUUUAUAAGUUUUAUGACAACUGAUUUUCCCGAUCAGAGAUAUGAUGUUUUACUCCAAUUAACUCAGACGCAAGAUGAUCAAGUUCCACUCAUCUUCCCUUUAAUACAAUAUUGUGUAGAGACGACUCCAGAUAAUACUGACAGCCAGUCAUAUAUAAAAUAUAUUUUAUCUGUAGCCCUGAUUAAUAGUCUCAGUCAACAAGUUCAGCUUACUUUUCAACAUGGUAUAAAAAAAGCAAGAACAAUUGUUCCACCACCAGGAACAGAAAGAUGGCUGGCUGAACAUAUACCAGAGUUAACAGAUGUAGAUGAGGAAGUUGAUAAUCUUUCUACAUAUUUAUUAGAUAAUAUGACAGAUUCUCUACAAUCAAAGCUUAUUGAUAGUUUGUGUGAUGAUGAAGGUAUAAGAGAUGAAGAUGAGGAGGAGGAGGAGGAAGACAAUGCAAGUGUACAGAAGUUAAAUAAAGAUGACAUAUUGGUAUUUAAUCCAGAUUUAUCAGACACAAGUUUCUUUGGAUCACCUGAUUCUGCUCAGAUAUCAUCUGAGGAUGAUAAUAUGGGUGAUAUUUUUAUGGUGGAUAGAAAGGGAAAAAAUGACAAAAAGAAAAAUCAAAAUGUAAAGACAGUGGAGGAGGAUAUUUCUGAUGAUAAAGAUGAAGUGGAUUUUGGAAAUGUCAUGUCACUAAAUGGAACAGAUUUUGUCAGUCCAACAAAGUUUGCAAAUACUAGAAAACCAACAAUGCAGUCCCCUGCUAUUAAUUCUAGUCCAAGAAGGAUAGCGAUAGUAUCACCAAAUAGGCAAUUAAAACAAGUGACAUUAAGUGAGGAGGAUGACAAGGCUGUUUCUUCAGAUGAUUUGAGAAAGAAAAAGAAGCACAUUACAGCUUCACCAGACAAAUCAACUUGUGUCCAGUCUCCCAAGAAAACCUUGGCCACAAAUGAUGCAUUAGUUAUUUCCCCUAAAUUAAGAUCAACUGCCAAAUAUAUUAGUACAUCACCAUCAAAUUCAAACGUUAUUUCACCUUCUAACCUAUUAGAUGAACUUUCACCAAAGUCAAAAUCACCCACUAAGUCACAAAAGCUGAAAUCACCUGAUCAUUCUGGAAUAAAAUCACCCAUUAUUUCGGAUAUAAAAUCACCCAGUCAGUCAGAAGUGAAAUCUCUAACUCAAGCAAAUUUGAGGCCAGUUCAAUUGAACUCUCCUGUCCAGCUAGAAGUGGGAUUACCAGGAAUUAAAUCCCCUAAAAUGAAAUUACUCAAUCAACCAGAAAUUAUGUCACCUAAAAUGAAAUCGCCCAGUCAUCCAGAAAUUAAAUCACCUAAAUUGAAAUCGCCCAGUCAACAUGAAAUUAGAUCACCUAAAAUGAAAUCGCCCAGUCAACCGGAAAUUAGAUCACCUAAAAUGAAAUCACCCAGUCAACCAGAAAUUAGAUCACCCAGUCAAAAUGAAAUUAAAUCGCCGGUUCGAGAAAUGCAGUCAGGUGUGAUGUCCACAACAAAAGAGUCUGGUUUAUCACCUAGGUUAAAAUCGCCUAAAACUAUGUCUCCAACAAAAUUAACUUCCCCUUUAAGACAAGUAACCCAACAAACUCCUACAAUCUCAAAAUACAAAGUGAUUGACUUAUCGUCAGAGAGUUCAGUGGAGGCUAGUAAAUCUCCAAGCCUUAGAAAAGUAAGUCGAACCAGGAAGCCAUCUUGGAAAGCAGAGGAUUAUAUAAAAUCUCCCUCAUCUGUUGAGUCUUUAAGUACAGCAGAUGACCAAGAAGGCGAUGUACAAUUAAUUUCUUCCACCAAAACCAGGAAGAUGGAAUCUUCUAUCAAAGAAUAUACAAUAAUAUCAGACUCCGAGAGUACUGACAUGGAGCCAACGCUUAGAAGUUCCAGGAAAAGAAUCUCUGAAAUUCCUGAUUUGGCUGUUCAUUUGAAUAAAUCACGUAAAACAUCAUCCUCUGAAUCGGACACACAUUUGAAAACAAAACGUCGUAGUCGGACGUCUGAAUCUAGUUCUGAGAAUAUCCAAUUCACUUCUCUUGUGUCUCCACGACCAGUCAAAAAUUCUCGGAAGGGAUCAAAUGAUGCAUUAAACACUUUGAGCAAUAAAGCUUCCAGCUCAAAUGAGAAAAAUGAAGAACUUUCCGGAAAACAAAUGUUGGGCAUUUUAGAAGUCGUGAAAGAAGAUGAAGAAAUGAUUACGGGACAUAAAACAACAGGUCCCAAAUUGCGUUCACCAAUUGGGUUACGGAAACGGUCAACAUCAGAAUCGCACAUUAGCGAGAUACGAACACCCAGUAAAAGAUCAAGUAUGAAGUCGGUUUCUGAUAACGAAACUUCAACCAGAUCUAAGACACCAAGAAGUAUUGAGACUCGGAUGAGAACAAGACGAACAUCAACUGGUUCUAUGAGUGAUGACGAGACAAAGAAAUUGACGUUGGAAAGGGAGACAACACAACACAUUUCAAGCCACCAGUCGGGCAAAAUAGCAAGAGAAACACACAUGGAGAAGAUAGAAGAAAGUGAUUUAGAACCUACCUCCGAAAAAUCUUCACCAGAGAAACAAAAAUCAUUAACACCGAGAGGUGAUGGAACAACAUCCAGACUUUCACUAAAGAAAAAAAGUCCGAAUCGAAGAUAUUCUUUACGAACAAGAUAAAAUAUCAGAAGAUCUGUAUGCAUAGUAUUAAUGUGAUAAAAGGAAACAACAUCAGAUUCCCUGGUUGUACGUGACAAGGAGUAGGGUCGCCUGUCCAACCUUGUGGGUUUUCUCCGGGUCUUCUGGUUUCCUCCUACUGCUAAAAGACCCCUAUUGAAUUAUUGAAAUAAAAUUGAACCAUAUGUCAGUCCCAAAAUGACCUAGUUUGUGUCGAGUGGACAUUAAACCCGAUUUCUCUCUCUCUGUAUUGUUUAAUGGUCGAGAGCGAGACAUUAAGUAAUAUAUUGUAACAACAAGGGGGCCGUGAGGCCCGAGUGUUUUUACAAUAUAUUACGCAAUGUCUUAAGCUCAAGACCAUUAAACGACUUAAAAUACAGACACUCUGCACAUGCUUUUACUGUGAAAUAUGUGAGUCCAAUAUUUCACUAGUAUAAAUAAUGUACGAUUGGCAAGUUGCCCGUACAAUUAUUUGAAAUAAUGGUAUGCCAACAUCAAAGGGUGACGUCACAUCUGUAUUUUAACUCUUGUUAAUGAUCAGAUAUGGCAAUUAAAACUUUAUUGUUGUUGUAGAACAACAGAUAUGUGAUAGUAAUAAAAUAAAUCAUGACUUUUAUCGGACAUUCAUUUUAUUACAUGUAGAUUGAAAAAUGUUUGAAAAGCUUGAUUUUCUCUUCAGAAAUAACCACAAUCAUGUUUUUAGAAUGUUUGAUAUAAUUAUUUAUCUCUAUACAGUAUAAGAUAUACUGGUAAUGGACGAACACUGUCAUUUUAUUCAGACUUAAAUGUGCCUAUUGUAGGUAUUUCUUUAGGCCUUAAAUAUUAUAUAAAUUAUUAAUUAGACAUUUAUUAACAUAAUCAAUUCUUAAUGACAACGAAUGCAUCCGUUUUUAACUAUAUUAGAGCUGUUCAGCCAUUGAAUGAUUUAAUGUAAAAACAGUGAAGCAAGGCUAAGACUUGAAUGAUCAGUACGGUGGUUACAAUUAGUACACACAUCUUGUCAAACCUUCUAAGGCUAAUAUCUUCGCUCAGAAUAAAGUAAUUUGAAUGAAAUGUUCAAUAUAUUCAUUUUGCAUUAUCUAUUUUUAAACUAUUAUAGCAAGAACGACCAUCUCUUUAUCUAAAUCUUACAUAAUACUUCUUUAACUGGCAUAAAGAUAUAACAAAUCAUGUCUUUCAGAAUAUUAUCAAAAUGAAUUAUCUCCCAUUAUCAAGCAUGGCAAAAGAUUUCAAUGUGUAAGCUGUGUACCCAAACUUUUGUUGAGUGACAGCUGAUAUAACUGGAACUUCAUUGUUUGUUCUUCAAGAUAAUGACUAUCCUCUUUAGUUGUACAAUAAACAAGUAAAUGUUAUAUUUGAAGGGGAGAACUAUUAGUUGUGAUAGAUUUUGUUACGUAAAUGUUAUUGAAUAGGAGAAUAAAAUAUUUCUUUUAAUAGAUA